This is a messenger RNA of Salvelinus fontinalis (brook trout), 4920 nucleotides long. Its product is annotated as transmembrane protein 266-like. Lineage: Eukaryota; Metazoa; Chordata; Actinopteri; Salmoniformes; Salmonidae. Gene Ontology annotation, cellular component: plasma membrane. The transcript is spliced from 11 exons. The record is from RefSeq and is a predicted model, not a curated record. Bases 1080 to 2990 code for a protein of 636 amino acids. Gene Ontology annotation, molecular function: voltage-gated channel activity.
GACAAGCAGGCGUGUUUGAUAUAAGGCUGCGAAGACGCUAUGAGAUUGAUUGAUGUGCGCUCUAACCAUCGACUGGCUAUUCCUGGUGAAUGACAAACUGUUAAACCAAUUGGUAGAAAGAUCAUUUAUAUUCCCAUAGUAUCUUCAAUUUACGAAACGAUAAAAAACGUAAAGCCUAUGGACAUGGAGAAAGGCAGCUCGGGCAUAAAGCUAUAGGGCUACAAAUGAAGUGAGGUGACUGUACCUCAGUUUUCAUUCGGUUAUCAGGAUUUGGAACUAGAAUCCACAGAGAGCAAACAUGUGAGUCGUGACCGAAGCAAGCAAUGACAAUGUUAGAGCUUCGAUACUGCCACUAUUCGGCAUGAAAAUAAACGGCAAUGUUUUUGACGUUGUUUCGCGGGGAUUAUGCUACUAUUCUCGGGUUUGAAGGGAGAGAGCCAGGCAUCACAGCGUGGCACUAGAGAAGCCGGAGGUUAAUCACGUUUUCAGCACCUAGACAGCUCCUUGUGGAAGAGGACGUCUAUAUUCGGCAGCAAGGAGUCCCUUCUGCGAUCGCGGGGGAAGCCCUCAACCCUCACUAGCAAAUUUGGAGCGGUGUAGCCAACAACACACACAACGUUCUGACCUUUCUUCCUCCACUCUCCAAUGAUGCUGUUAGCUGGUUAUUUGGUGGUCAGUCAGGGACAUUUAAUAUAAUCUUGCUGAACGACGAUGGUGCUUGCAUUUCGGCUCCAGUCUUUUCGUUUUGCACAGGAUUCUAAGCAGCAGCAGCGGCAGGGGUGCUUGUCCAAUGUAAAAGUGCUAAGGAAGGGAGCAGCCUACACAUCGCCACGAGCUUGUAGCACGCGCCUCACUCACGCUGAUCAUCACAGAGGGAGACAUUAUCACGAGCACGCGGCCAACGGGAGGCUCGAUUAGAUUGUCAACAAUGUAAAUCAAGACAGGUUCAACAUGAGUCCAGCAGAGUCUAUCUGGUGUGGUGAACUCAGGAGCUAAGAGAGGCAUAGCCUGACUGAGAACUGAGUGAAGAUCAUAGCCUCCUCCUCUUCCUCUGUCCAUCACCAUCACCAUCCACCAACAUGGCUAACCCUCAUGACGUGGUGGAGCAGCAGGCUGGAGGCCUAUCAGACCUGGAGAUCAUCUCCCAGCCAGACCCAGUGGAGGAGCAUGGUGUGCAGGAGAUGGACCCGUCCUGCAUGGCUCCUGUCCAGCUGGUCAGCUUCGGCUACAGGGACCUUCCUCUGGCCCACCUGGACCUCUCCCUGGCCGGAUCACAGCUCCUCUCUAACCUGGAUGAGGACGACAACAGGGAAGGGUCUAACUGGUUGAAGCCGUGCUGUGGGCGGAGGGUAGCCCUGUGGCAGGUGUGUCUGCUCAGUGCAGGCUUCAACUGUUUCCUGGUGGCCCUGGUCAUCCUGGUGGUGGUCUUCUUGACCCUGGAACUCCUCAUAGACACCAAGCAUCUACAAUUUGCCAAUGCUAUUCAAUUUGCCAGCGUCAUCCAUUGGAUCAGCCUUGCCAUCCUUUCACUCUUCUUCACUGAGACUGUCUUCAGGAUUGUAGUCCUUGGGAUUUGGGACUACAUUGAGAACAAAGUAGAGUCUGUGACAGUGUGGCAUGUGAUGUUUGUGUGUACACAUGCCUGCAUGUGUGGGUAUGUGUGUGUGCUUGCGUGUGUGUGUCUGUGUGUCUGCUCCCUGCAGGUGUUUGACGGGGCAGUCAUCGUGUUGUCCCUGGCCCCUAUGGUAGCCUCCACGGUAGCCAACGGCCCCAGCAGUCCCUGGGACGCCAUCAGCCUCAUCAUCACCAUGCGCAUCUGGAGGGUCAAGAGAAUCAUCGACGCCUAUGUGUUGCAGGUGAAGGUGGAGAUGGAGCUGGAGAUCCUGCAGUGUGAGAAGAUCAAGGCUGUCAGGGAGGAGCAGCUGGAACGACUCACACAGAUCUGCCAGGAACAGGCAUUUGAGAUCAGACAGCUCCGGGCCCACCUGGCCCAGCAGGACUUGGACCUGGCUGCGGAGCAGGAGGCUGCUAUGCAGAUCCACCAUGUGUGGGGCAAACAGAGGAACAGCUACCAGGUGGUGGAGGGCCAGGGCCCUGGGGAGUCUGACGAUGAGGGACAUGGAGUCCUCAGGGAGACCCCAGCAGACCCUGUUGUCCAUCAUGACGACAUGAACAACUAUAUCAGCCAGUAUUACAGUGAACCAAGUAGUGACAUGGGGGGUCCUCGUGUCAUCACCACGGCAGCCAUCGAUGUCCACCUCCCUAAGACCCAUUACCCCGCCCACAACAACCCUCUGCUGGGCGUGGAGCAAAUGAGCAGCGCUGUGAGUGACACUUCCACCAGUGUAUCACGGUCCAGCGGCAGUCUGACGUCCCGCCCCCAUAGCCUGAGCAGCCACACCCUACGCUCGCCUACUACGGACUGCAGCAGCAGCACCACGGCCAGGGACUACCACACCCAGGCUAGGAACUACAAUUUCCAUACCAAGGCCCGGGGGCCUUAUCUGGACUACAAGUCCCAGAUGCAGACCCAGGACAGGGACUUUAACACCGAGCACUACAACACCCAGGGCCAGCGCUGCUUCCCCCUGCCCUACUGCAGCCCUCUGGGCCUGGGUCUGACCUCAGCCCAGCCUCCCCUUCCACGGGACCCCAGCGUGGUAGUCCAGGAGCUGCUCUCGUCCCUGUCUGAGGACUCCUGUCUGGCCCAGAAAGGCCUGGUGGACCCAGUUAACCUGAAGCUUCCCAGCCCUGCCGGCUCAGCCAAGGCCAGCCCAGAGCUGGAGCACAGAAUCAACAUCUACAACUGGAAGAAUCAAGAGGAGAACCAGUACCAGGGCCAGAGACAGGGCCGAGCCGCAGCCACUGUGCUCCUACAGACUAAGCCUCUCAUCCACCUGCAGGGCGGUGCUCCUGAGUCCUCUUUGGAGGAGAAGUAUAGCCUACUGGGUCCUGCUGAUGGUCCACUGGGCCGUCUGCCUGAUACAUAGGGUUGAUUCACACUACUGAGCUGAGCCAAGCCGAACCGAGCUGCAUUGUGCUGGCCUGGUUAUGCAUCCACCAUAGUUGUUUGAACCGUCCUGGAAAGGACAUGUGAAAAGAAUAUGUCAGAGCCAGCACUGGUUGGCUCGGGUCGGCACAACAGUGUGAAAAGGGCAAUAGUCCAUCCCAGAGGACAGAGCAUACAGCUCAAGACAGAACUGACUGACCUGGCUUCUCUCCAAAUCCUCAUGCUUCAAACAAAGUCAGAGCCUGGUCCAAGAUCAAACCUGGCGUUACAAAGACCAUCUGUUAGCAAGACAGCACAAACAGAUCUGGGACUAGGCUACCGCUCUCAUGUUAGUCUUCCCUUCUCUGUGGGGCUCCAGACAGAGACAGACAGACAGACACAGCCCUCCUCGACCUCAAUCUUGGGGUGACUUUGAAUAAUGCCCCAUUUGCACAACAAUGACCCAAUGAGGACAGAGGAGACACGUGUGGGCCUAGAAAGAAGCAUCAUCAGGAAAUUCCACUUUAAAUGGGGCCCCAAAUGGGAAACAAAACAGGUUGAAAUAAAACCAGCAAUGGGCCCUAUUCAAGCCUUUACAGAACACGCCUAUUCAAGUGUUCCUAUGUUAACUACAAGACAGAUUUGACAUGAGAUUUCUCUAAGUUGGGUGGGAGUGGGAGGCUUUCUUUUUAUUUGUAUUAGCUACUGUAACUGUGCAGUUCUCUCUGCUCUAACAACCAAGCCACAGGCUGCUUUCUCUGUACAAACUGUCUGUGCCAAAUAAACAGACAAUUUCUUACUAUACUUUUGUCUUUCUAUAACAGAGAUAAAGAGGUUUGUAUUGAAGUAGAGGAACAUCAACCAUAUCAAGCCUGACAUUUUCUAGCCAGAUACAAGAACAGGCAAUUGAAGAAAUGGAGGAAUUAAAAGUAUGAGGAUAGGUAGUGAAUGGCCCUAAAGGAUCCCAAGAGGUACAGUAUAGGAAAAGUAUGUGAAUCUGAUUAUGAGCAGUGAUAGAGGAUGGAUGUUUUAGAUUGGAGUGCUGGUAGCAUGAACCUUUCUUUAAAAGAUCUACAGCCUGAACAAGCCAAUCCUGUGCACUUUAAUCUUUACAGAUGUUUUGUAAACUUAAUGAGGGGAACUCAUUGCCAUAUUGCAGGUGGUGCCAUUCAAAUAAUAAAUAAACCUUUGUAACAUUAACAAUAUUGUGGUCCCAUUUUAUUGUUUUCAGUUGUAAAUGAGCCAUGCUAUUUUCAAUUAUAUUAUUUUGUACAUUGGUAGCAGAGAUUUUUUUAUUCACUCUAAUAUUCAUUAGUUGCAUUUACCAAGGGAUAUGAUGUAUAUAUGGAUGCACUUUACAAAGCAAUACAUGAAAUGACACAGUAGAACACAGCCCAAACCAAAAAGUACUACGAUGUAUUCGAGAUAGAAUCCUCUACAUGAAUAUGAAUGAGUUUGUUUUACAUGUGGGCUCUUUAUCAGAUAUGACUGAGCCUUCCUAUUGGCUCCAGACUCUUCAACAUCACCCUACAACACUUUUGCAUUAGCAACUGUCAACUUAUUUGCAUAUCGCUCUGAAAUGAAAUAAAUGAUUCAUAUCUAUUAACAUUGGAGAGACCUGUCACAACAAAACUGUAAUUGGUUAAUGAGGUUUGUCAUUAUAAAUGUCUGGUAAUGAGGAUUAAACCCCCUAAUUAACUUCAAUCAAAUAAUUAAUUGAGGACAUAAACUACCCAUUUUGUUGCUUGUCAAGUGUUUACAAGUAAAUGAUAUGUUUAAUUGUUAAUUAAUAACAAUCAAGGCUUCAAUCAAGCAGGCCUAAGUGUUUCAGAAGUAUUCAUUAAGACAUGGGGAUAGUAAAGUGGGGGUUGGGUGUAAUGUUAUUUGAGGACCUGGAUCAUAUGAAGUAAAGUCAUUAUGGGUUUCAAUAA